GGCUAGUUUUCUGAAUCCCCCGUCUUGUCUCUGCUUCUUCGACCUUCUUCUUCUUCUUCCCUCUCUCUCUCUCUCUCUCUCUCUGUGAAGUUCCAAAUACUCUUCGAUCCGAUUUGAACCCCCUAACAGAUUUGACGAAACUCCGGCCACUUGCCUCUCCUGGAUUCUCCGGCCAUUUCGUAGAUCCGGGAAGAGAUUCUGAAGAAAUUCGAUUCAAAUGGAGGCGAAAGCUGGCGGAUCUAUGACAGAACAACCGUCGACACCCGCGAUUCCGGCAGCGCCGCCGGCUCCUCCCCCUUCAACACGGAGGCCGAGGGUGAGGGAGGUCAGUUCGCGGUUUAUGUCUCCGGUCUCUUCAUCUUCCUCUUCCUCCGCCGGAGAUCUCCACCUGUUGACUUCAAAUUCUCCCAAGCACCACCAUAACCAGCGGUCGAUUUCGGCUCAGAGGCCGAGACGGCAGUUGAAGAUGGGCGACGGCGACGAGAACCGCCCCUCCGAGACAGCGCGUAGCCUCGACUCGCCGUUUCCGGUGCUUCACUCCCAUCAACACGGAGUGAAGCCGCUCAAGGAGAAUAGUCAGCGUCUCGACACCCCAACCCCAACGGUGGUUCCACCUUCCAGAUCGCGGCUGAGCCAACAGCGGCUGGCCACGGCCUCUGCCGCGACCAGGCUUCUGCAAUCAAGCGGUAUUUCCUUAUCCACCUCUAAAGAGAAAGACGGCGACAGAGAAAAUUCCAAAGCCUCUUCAGAUCCCUCUGAUCUUUUGCCGACAAAAUCCUGUCGAAAUCACACAAAGUUCUUAAGCAAUUCCAGUGCAUCGCCUCUGUAUAGAUCUCUAACUUCUCCAUUAUCAAGCUGUGAUGAUUCAUCUCUCUUCCGAGACAUUAAGGGGGGCGAAAGGACUUCGUUGUCUCUGAAGAACAGCGUGGGCUUGUCAUUGCCUCCGGUGCCUCCCAAUUCAAAGCUGCAGGCGGAGAGCAAGAAGCCGAGGAAGGUUUCAGGACAGGUGGAGGAAGUUCAUUCUCUGAAAUUACUACACAACCGUUACAUGCAGUGGAUGUUUGUCAAUGCAAAGGCAGACAUCAAAAUGCAAGCUCAGAAAACACAGGCCGAGUCAAUGCUAUAUUCCUUUGGUCUUAGGAAUGCAGAAUUAUAUGAUUCUGUACAGAAGAAACGCAUAGAGCUUCAAAGAUUGCUGAAAGUCAAAGCACUUCUAGCAAUUGUGGAAUCUCAAACACCGUGUUUGGAGGAAUGGUCUGCCCUUGCAGAAGAGUAUUCAUCAUCUCUCUCAGAAGUGACUGAAGCUUUGUUGAACGCUUCGUUACGGCUCCCUCUCAGCGGGAAUGUCAAUAUCGGUACAGAAGAGCUAGUAGAAGCACUUGCAGUGGCUACGACGCUGAUGGAAGGCAUUACACAAAAUGUCUGUGGUCUCAUGCCAAAGGCAGAAGAGAUGAAGACUUUGAUGUCGGAAUUAGCAAGAGUGACAACCGCAGAAAGAGCGUCCAUGGAAGAAUGCGGAGCUGCACUUCAUAAGACACAUGCAUCACAGAUGGAAGAAUGCAGUUUAAGGAGUGAGCUUAUACAGCAGAAUAUGAAUAGUAUAGCAGUCUGCUGCAACAAAACAUAACUCAAAGCGUGGAAGGUAAUGACCAAAACUGAUUCUUGAUGAAAUCUUUUGGAGCCAUUGAAGCAUAUUCUUAAGCACAUUGAAACUGUGUAUAUAUAUAUAUAUAUAUAUAUAUAAGUGGGAGUGGCUGUUAUCAUGAUUCUCACUUUGUCAUAGCAUUGUACUUCACGUCUAUCUCCUAAACAACAGUAGAAUAAGAAUAGUGAUUUGAAGGAUUGAUUUUUA
This is a messenger RNA of Tarenaya hassleriana, 1852 nucleotides long. Its product is annotated as protein ENDOSPERM DEFECTIVE 1. The transcript has 6 exons. The record is from RefSeq and is a predicted model, not a curated record. Gene Ontology annotation, biological process: spindle assembly; centrosome cycle. Gene Ontology annotation, molecular function: microtubule binding. Bases 218 to 1627 code for a protein of 469 amino acids. Gene Ontology annotation, cellular component: nuclear microtubule; cytoplasm; centrosome. Lineage: Eukaryota; Viridiplantae; Streptophyta; Magnoliopsida; Brassicales; Cleomaceae.